This is a messenger RNA of Cooperia oncophora, 810 nucleotides long. The record is from the annotation of a GenBank genome assembly. NCBI's taxonomy places the organism in Eukaryota, Metazoa, Nematoda, Chromadorea, Rhabditida, Trichostrongylidae.
CUGGUAAUUUCAGGGCUUUCAUGGGCACGUACCGAAAAGAUCGAUGGGGAACGAGAGAUAAUCCACCGCAGCGCGAAUGCUCGCAAACUCCUACAGGGCUUAACACAGGCAACAAGGACGUCAAAACUGGGCCAUCUAGCUCGUCACUUGCUCCAUGCGUCCUCUAACGAAAAAGACGGAGCUCUCAAGGAUAUUGUAGCCCAAAAACAGCAUUUCUUUUCCAAGAGGGAGUACAGCCACGUACUAAGGGAAGCGAGCAAUGUUCUUCAACGUUCAUUUGGUUGCAAGGUCAUACAUCGAGCCAACCAAUCACACAUUGUUCGGAUAGAGCCCAUGCAGGAAUGUAGCACUGGUGAUACUAUGGCCCAGGCAAAGAGAGGUUUGCUGUCGGCUAUUCUUAUGUUUAUAUUCCUGUCGAAAAGCAGAAAGUCUAACGUCACUUGCAUCACUGAAGCAAUGUUGCAGAAUUUCCUUAAAUCACUUGGUCUCUCAUACGAUACCCCAGAUGCUGUCUUUGGAGACAUCAAGAAACUGAUCUCCCCUUCCCAUACUGCCGAGUUCAUCCAUAAUGGAUAUAUCUCGUUUGCAAAGUCUUCUGAUCGACAGGAAACUCAGGUGAUCACGUAUGAUUGGGGACCACGCGCAACUUUGGUCUGUGAACCAAAAACCAUACUAACAUCAUUCUGCUCAAUGAUCAAGGAUCCUGAAGUGGAUAUGUGGGAGGAUCAAGUAGAAACAGUGAAACAGCUGGAGGAAGAACGACGACAAAUCUGGGAAGGCUCGGAGAAGUACCUCGGAGAAGAACGAUGA